CCCUCCCUCGCCAUCGAUAAAAAACAAACACACCUCGAUCGAUGUGGUACUAAAUUAUUUUGGUGAAUAAUAAACGAAGUUGUCACUGAUUUCGCUCGAUAUCUGAUCUCUUGGAUUGAUUGUCAACAGUUUUCCUACAAUUCUAGCCUUGAUUAUCCUCACUGAGUGCUUUGGUGUUUUUUUGUUAAUCGAAUUGCCAGAAUUGUAUCCCGAGGGAAACAAUUGUCACUCUAAUUAAUAGAGAGGACAUACCAAUGAACGUACAUAGGCCAUAAAUCCGAUAGCUCCUUGUAGAAGAUAAUCCUUGUCGCCAUUAGUCCAGGAUGCUAUUUGUCUAUUUAGAAUCUGCGUGAUCCUCUCCCUCUAUUCUCAGAAUCUCCGGGUCGCCAUACCAGACAGUCCUAGCAGCUUUUUAGUACUAUUACUAAAUACUUAUUACGUACUAUUAGUACUCACCGUUGAUGGCAUGAGUGUUCUUAGUUUGGCUUUUGUACGCGUCCCAGCGAUAACAUUUACGUUUACACGUUAGAAACGUUACGAGGGCCGAUUAUUGUUGAUGAUUUGUAAUAUCAUCUGAUACAGUAAACGCGCUGUCAAUAAUAAUAAUUACUGUAAGGGAGAAGAAAGGGAAAAGAAAUAAGAAAUGAAACUGAUAGUAGCCAGCGACUCGUGAAACUUCUUAAGGAAAGACUAUAUUAUACAUAAUAAAGGCACCGCAGCAGCAUACGGAAACUUUAAUGCGUUUCCAAUAUUUUCUGUAUUAUUAGAACAGUAUAGCCUGCAGUGUUUUUCUCAACAAAAAAAUUAUAUAAUAAAAUGUAGUGAAGAUUUCGUAUACGCACUUCAUAAUGUAUUGAGAAGUAUAAUAUAAUAAGUUUCACUAAAAGUGGAGUUUACCGCAUUAUUAGGUGACUCUCUAUGAGUAUAUUGUGAAAUGUAGAAAAUAAUGUAAUGUGUAGCCAAUUUCACGAAGUACCCCGAGAAAUUGUCAACUAUGUUAAUUUUUUCAAAGACUUGAACGUCCACUUUCGGUCUUUCAUUUCGAUACGUAAUAAGAUCGCCUAACGACCAGUGUAUUUUUGAAAAGUCCCCCACAUAAAAGUCUCGUCGAAGUAUCUAUCUGCAAUAUUCUAGCACUUUUAAUGAGAUUCAUUUCGCCUAUUUAUGCCGAUUAAUAUAUUUUAUUUGCGAAUAUGUACAAUACAAACAUUUGCCAAUACAAAUUCUUCGAUCAUUUUCUUGACGGACUACGGCCUGUUUUCUUCAACGCGGUUCAAUGCGUAAACUCCGUUUAUCUUCAAAUUUCAAGUGUCUAAUUGGCUAAUAGUUCAGUUAAACCGAUUUAUGCAUUAAACCGCGUCGAAGAAAACGGCCAUACGUAGAGUCCCGAUCAUCGUAUCAGCAUUCAGACAACAAUCCUUUUUGUUAAUUAAAGUAUUGAAAGAAUAAGUAAAGAAAGGUUAAUUACCUUCGUGAUAUAUUGUCAGGAAGGAAUCUGAUAAUUCUACGAAUGAAAAUAUGCUUUUGAAGGCAUGUUACUUUGUCAUGAAUGUUUUGCUGUUUCGCGCGCCACUUAACUACGUCGCAUGGGAACCACUGUAAAUAUUGAAAACCACUGAACACGUGGUACCUGUUGUUAUGAAAGUUUAGCGGUCGGAUAAUUUCAAUUUAAUUCAGUUUAGUUUCUUCAACGAUCUUUGUAAGAGAUGAGCGUUCAGUAUACUUUUAGUAUGAGUUAAUCGUACCAGUUGACCUGUGUGAUCUAUUAUCCUGACAUUUUUUUUAUAACUUUCUGUUCGGAUUUGGGAUUAAGUAGUUAAUAACGUCAUUUGUGUCGGACCUCAAAUUUAUUGGAUUUACCUUUAUAAUUGAAAUUAAAAAAUCAUGAACAACGAAGAAGUUUUGACUCUGCCGGAUACUCAAAAUGCUGAUGGGGUGGUAAUCACACAAGAAGUAUCACAACAGAGGCAGGUCGCUUGGGGUCGAUUAUGGCGCAAUAAGUAUGUUCAGAACAAUGUGGAUUUGAUAAAAGACGAGUAUACUGUGGGACGUUCGGCAAGCUGUGAUAUAUGUCUGAUGAAGCAAAAAUUGAAACUUCAAUUGCUCAACAUUGUCAGCAAAGUACAUUUCAAGAUUAGUAGGACAUAUUUGAGUGACUGCGAGGAAGAUCCAAUUGUGUAUUUGGAAGAUUGUAGUCACAAUGGUACUUAUGUAAACAAGACGUUGGUUGGUUCAGGAAAACGAGUCGUACUUGAGAAUAACGAUGUCAUUUCCAUCUCAAUACCUGGCUUUACUGCAUAUACCUUUAUGACUACAAAGGCACUUGAUGGCAGUGGUUUACCAUCAGUACUGAAACACAAGUAUGCUAUCUCUCGAACAUUGGGAACAGGUGCUUGUGGCACAGUUAAGUUGAUAUUUUCUAAAAUUGGAUGUAAAAAGUAUGCAAUGAAAAUGAUAACCAAAAAAAGUCAAGCAUCAAAUGGAGGCAAACAUCCUUUAAAUGACCCAGAAAAAAUUAUGAAUGAAGUUAGAAUUUUAAAAGCUUUAAAACACCCAUGUAUAAUUCGCAUGGAAGAAAUUGUUGACACUCCGUCCACAGUAUAUAUAAUCCUUGAACUGAUGGAGGGUGGUGAGUUAUUUGAACGAAUUCGCUCAAAACAGAGAUUAUCUGAAAAAUGUGCUAAGUUGAUAUUUUAUCAAGUCAUUCUUGCUGUACACUAUCUUCAUGAAAGUGGCAUAACCCACAGAGACUUGAAGCCAGAAAAUAUAUUAUUGGCAAGCGAUGACGACGUAACACUUGUGAAAGUGUCGGAUUUCGGUUUGUCCAAACUGCUAGACUCUGAAACAAUGAUGAAAACAUUCUGUGGUACCCCUAUGUAUGUUGCUCCUGAAAUCUUAUUGACAGGCGGCAAAGGCGCAUACACUAAGCAGGUGGACGUGUGGAGCUUGGGUGUGAUUUUGUAUUGUUGCCUAAGUGGUCGUGUACCUUUCAACAUGCAUCAUUCAAAGAUAAGUCUACAGGACCAAAUUGUCAGGGGAAUGUAUAAUUUUCCUCCUGUAUUUGAUCACAUCUCAGAAAAUGCCAAGGACUUGAUCCGUAGUAUGCUUACGGUUAACCCAGGAAAACGUAUUACUAUUAGUAAAGUACUGCUGCAUCCUUGGCUUCGUGACCGCGAAAUGCGCGAAACUGUUAAUUCGCUGAUCAGAGAAGCACACGACGAAAAUUCUUCGCCAACCAGUCGAAUCCGUUACGGCCAGUGAAGAAUGUAAUUGUCGUCCAUGAUAAUUAUGAAAAAACCUUCAAGGACUUUCCACUGAAAGUCUGAAAAAUGACUGAUAAUAAAUUCUUAUUAAUUUCAUUACGGUAAUAUGAAUCAUUUCUGUAUUUUCAAAAUAAAUAUAAUUCUUUAUAAUAAUAAUAAUCUUUAAGUACAAAUGGGAUCUAUCUAAAGUACAAUGCAGGACACACUGACGAUGGAUUUACCUCAUCCAACGCUGUUAGAGGGCUCUUUUGAUAUGUAAUAAUUCCUAAUACAUUAUGAUUUGAUAAUAAAUAGUUGUACGUUUGUUAA
Messenger RNA from Cephus cinctus (wheat stem sawfly), 3572 nucleotides. Its product is annotated as ovarian-specific serine/threonine-protein kinase Lok. Gene Ontology annotation, biological process: protein phosphorylation; mitotic DNA damage checkpoint signaling. The record is from RefSeq and is a predicted model, not a curated record. Gene Ontology annotation, molecular function: protein serine/threonine kinase activity; ATP binding; protein binding. The coding region runs from base 1885 to 3261 and encodes 458 amino acids. The transcript is spliced from 7 exons. Gene Ontology annotation, cellular component: nucleus; cytoplasm. NCBI's taxonomy places the organism in Eukaryota, Metazoa, Arthropoda, Insecta, Hymenoptera, Cephidae.